AUGUCGGGCGAUUGCGGCGGUACCCAUACACGUUUAUCACUGUGGAGGAUUCCCAAUAGCUCGAUGCAGCUUAAGGGCAAUAUCGCUCCCGGUGACUCUAUCUUUGCCAAGAAAUACCUGAACGAAGACCACUCGAGCUUCAAUGAGGUGUGCCAUCUUUUCAUGACCGAGGCUAAACUAACGAACGAAGUACCCGAGAUUUGUGUCCUGGCCUGUGCUGGCCCAAUUCUUAACAACAGUGUGGACUUUACAAACAUUGAGUUCGGCUGGAUGAUUGAUGGUGUCACUCUUGAACAACAGCUUGGAAUCAAGCAGGUGAAGCUCAUCAACGACUUUGUUGCUAUGGGCUACGGACUAUUGACCCUGCGUCCUCAUGAGUACAUUGUGCUGAAUGAUGUACCCAAGGAUGAGAGUGCUCCGAUCGCUACUAUAGGUGCUGGCACUGGUCUGGGUGAGUGCUUCUUGACCCCUGGCACGGAUGGUCAGUACACUUGCUUUGCCUGUGAAGGUGGUCACACUGACUUUGCCCCCGCGGACGAAAUUGAAAUAGAGCUGUAUAAUGAGAUCAAGGCCAAAUUGGGUUGUAGUCAGCGUUUCUCUACGGAACGGAUUCAAAUCUUUCGAUUUUUGUCAUUGUAA
Molecule: messenger RNA, 639 nt
Organism: Peronospora farinosa
Lineage: Eukaryota; Oomycota; Peronosporomycetes; Peronosporales; Peronosporaceae
Source: the annotation of a GenBank genome assembly